Messenger RNA from Prorocentrum cordatum, 4196 nucleotides. Lineage: Eukaryota; Dinophyceae; Prorocentrales; Prorocentraceae. The record is from the annotation of a GenBank genome assembly.
CCGUAGCAUUUGGCUCAAGGCUGGGAGCAGCCAGCCCCGCUUCAGCGCCACAAGCACUUUCGCACGGGCCCAGCCGACGAUACGGGAGAUGGGGUCGCCUAGUGGGAACGACGUGGAGGCGUUGCUGCAGACCGAGGAGGCAGCCCCGACCGAGCAGCAGAGGCAGACCGAGACGACGCAGAGUGAUCUCGGAGGCAGGGCCUUCGCCUGCACUCGCCCGGCCCUGGUUGGCACGGCAGCGUUGGGGCUGGUAGCUGUGGCGACGGCCGCGGCACUGACGAGUUUCAAGGCCGGCGUUUUCUCCCAGAUGCAGCGGACGCCGGCGGCCACGGAGCAGGACCAGGAGGAGAAGGUCCUCCCCCGUUGGUCUCCCGCCGAUCCUGCCGUGGACCGGAAAGUCCUGGUGGACGUCAGACCACGGACUUGCACCGCCGUCUCCGGGAAGGACAUCCUCGGCGACGCGGUCGAGGGCAGCCAUAGCACCACGGGCGAGGAUGCUCACGGUUGCCUCGAGCGCUGCCAGAAGAACCGCGAGUGUGGGUGCUACGCGUUCGACCCGAGCCGCAAUGGGACUUGCUGGCUCAAGAAAAGCCCAUGCAACGAGCUCCACACCUGGGAUGAGUCCGGGGACAUGACGAUCGGACUUUGUCGCGAGAUGCGCCCGAAGGUUUGCACCAGCGAGGUUGGCAAGGACAUUAUGGCCGACGUGCUGACCAAUGACGGCAAAGAACUGAAGUUCAGCGACGACGAUGCUGCCACGUGUCGCCAGCGGUGUGAGAAGACCGAGGACUGCAACGGCUACGCGUUCGACCCCAGCCGUAACAAGACCUGCUGGCUCAAGGGCGGCGCUUGCGACCAGUUCUACGGGUGGGACGAGACCGCCGACAUGACCAGCGGGACUUGCCACGAGCAGCGGCCUGUGUUCGACUGGCCCAUGAGCACCCAGUCGGACGACGGUGGCAAGCUGGCGGCGAACGCCCUCAAGGAAGACCACGGGGCCCGCCGACAGGUCUGCACCACCGUGACUGGGAAGGACCUCAAACGACCUCAAUGGCGCCAAGGCCCUCGAGGACGGCGCGGGCGGGAAGUACCCGAACUCCACGGCGAGUUCGUGCAGGAGCCGCUGCGAGGGCACGGAGGCUUGCAAGUGCUACGCCUUCGACCCCAGCCGCGACCGCACGUGCUGGCUGAAGAGGGGGCCGUGCGAUGGGGGCUACGUCGCGUGGCCAGAGACAGACGACAUGGUGUCUGGGACGUGCCGCCUGGGCAGGCCCCUGUUAGAUUGGCCCCUGCGCGCUUCCAGCAAGGAGGCGGGCAUCUUGGAGAGGUUCCGGGUGGUUGAGGGCACUGGGAAGGGCAAAGUCGGUUUGCUCAGCCACCACGGAACCUACGUCACGGCCCAGAGUGACGGCUCCGUCACCGUGGACGGCGAUAGCAUGGGCGACUGGGAGACGUUCGAGGAGGUGUGGCUUCCGAGCGGGCGCGUUGCCUUCAAGAGUUUCCACGGCGGUUUCCUCAACCGCGCCCACCCAGGACGGGAUGGUCACGGCCAGCGCGAAGGAAUCCAGUGAGCAGGAGUCGUUCCAGAUCGAUGAGAACGCGGACGACAACAGCAUCACCCUCCAGACCACAUGGGGCAAGUUCCUGACGGCUGUCCGCCUAGGCGCAGCCGCGAAGGUGGUGCUCCGGAGCGACAGGGAAGCGGUCGGCAGUUGGGCCACCUUCAUCCUGCGCGCGAAGCAGUUAGAGGGCCGAGGAUUACUACUGGGCUCCGACUGGCUCGGCAACACGGUGACGCUGCAGUCGUACUUGGGCACCUAUGUCGGGGUAGGCGUAGAGGGGGAGGUCACGGUCAACGUUCAGGAGAAGGACGUGGGCAAUUGCGAGGGGUUCAAAUUGGUUGACAGCGGUGACGACGGCAUGGCAUUGCAGACGUGCAAGGGCACGUUCUUGGGAGCUCGGUCAGACGGCAAGGUCGUCGCAGAAGCGAUGGAAGCUGGGGAGUCGGAGCACUUCCGCAUCGAGACCAUCGACAGCAAGACUUUCUUCAGUGUGUUGGACCUGCCAGUGAAGAAGACCGGAAAUUUGACUGAUGGUAGUUCGAAGUUGUCCAAAUUGGACCACAAGACGCCCCAGCCGGUCGCUCUCAAGUCGAUCCACGGUGGUUAUCUUUUUCCCCUAGAGGAGGCCAAGAGGGUCUCCGACGAGGUGGUGCCUUCCAACAGCACCAGAGUCACUCAAGCAGUUCUCUUCACGCGCUCAUGCGAGGACAGCGGGCUACUACCCAUCUCUGGCAGGAAGGAGUGCGAGGCCGCCGCGAGCAGCAUCGGCUUGGUGGAGGCGGAGGCCGACGUCGAUGUCGAGAUCGUCGAGGACGCGGGGGUCCCAGAGGGGUGCUACGUGGAGAAUCAGACCCACUUCCGCCUAGGUGCGAACCCUGGCAACCAGGGCACUGGGGUGGUUCACAGGGAAGACGGCACGGUGAUGAACCCCAUCUGCGCGGGGGUUUGCCCGAGCUGCGCCAUGCCGGAGCCGACUGCGCCCGCGCUCGUGAUCCUUUUCUACGAGCGCGACCUCUGCAAGAUGCGUCUCCUGGCCUCGUCGCUGACGAAGCAUGACCCUAACCAGUUGAUCGGCACGGUACACCUCAUCUGGCUCUCGAAGCACUCCCCUAACGAGUUCAUGGGGGACAUCGACUACAUCCGCAACGCCGCCGCGGCGUCGCACACCGUGCGGUUCCACGACAUGAGCUGGAUGUUCGGGAGCGGCAUGGCAGGCUGGCACGUGCAGCAGAUUGUGAAGCUGAAGGCAUCAGGCUUGGUCCAGGAAGACUACUACGUGGUGUUCGACGCCAAGAACGCAUUCAUCCGCGACAUGAAGCCAGACACGUUCUUGACGCCCUGCUACCAGGGCAAAGUCUUCGCCGACACGGACUUCGACAACCUGAACGCGGACGCGAAGAAGUGGUAUUACGCCUCGGCCGCCGUCCUCGGCGUCGACGUCCCAUGGGGCCGAAAGUGGUCCGCCUCGAUCACCCCCGUGGUGAUGCACACUCAGACCGUGAUCGACAUGCUGCAUUACCUGAACGAGGAUCACUUUCAUAUGACCCGAGCCCGCUGUCCCUGUGCAGCGGCGCGCUCUGCGGGCACAUCAAGACCGACGGCGCCACCGAGUUCACCCUGUAUUACCUCUACGCCGCCACCAAGACGGACGAGAAGUGCAUCCACAGGCAAUCGUUGCACAACCCAGCGAUCUCCAUGUGGCGGGGGACGUUCGAGCUGAACGCCGGGAUGGUCCAGGCGGCGGCCAACGACCCCGAGGUCCUCCUCUUCGGCUCCCAGUCUGGCGCGCUGUCGGGCAUGGCCGGCGACGUGAGCCAGAGGCUCUCGAGCCAGGUGAAGGACCUCUUCGAGGGCGCCGGCGUCCACGACCCCUCGAGCUACAGCGCCGAGGGCAUUGCAGCUUGCGUGGUCGGCUGAUCGGCCUCUUUGCGCUCGCAGUCCGCAGGUGCAUUAUUUCGAUUGUCUCUGAGCGCGUAAUUUUCUUCAACAAUUCAUAUGGCGCGAGCCCUGCGUGCACGCGCUACCAUGGCCUGCCAGCAGGUGCCCCACGGAAGUUUCUCAGCUCUCGAUGGCCCCGAAGCUCUGGGGCACCUUCGGACCCUCAAAGAUCGAUUGGGUGUCGUCAUUUUCCUGACGGUCUCCCCGACCCUCGCGGCCCGAGGAGGCCUCGGGCGCGAGCCCGUCGGCGGCCGCAGCAAAGACCGCACCGCCCCUGCCCGGCUCGGAUGCCCCAAGGGCACCGAAAAUUGUUCCAGGGCCGCGCGCCGCGCCAACGAUGCGUCGCAGCGGCCAGAGGGCACUGUGCACAGCGACCUCCGCGCGCACUUGCCUGAACGACUCCUCUCUCUCUUUCUCUCUUGUUUGUCUCCCUCCUCGUGCCCCUUCACCCCCCUCCGCACCGGCCCUGGCCCCCCGUCGUCGUCCCGCCGUCGCUGGGUGUCACCCGCGCGGGCGGCGGGAAGGGCACAGCCUGAAGCGGCGGCCUGCUGGGGAGGACGGGGCGCCGAGAACGGCGCGGGCGCUCGGCCGCCAAGAGCAGAGAUGUGGCAUUUUCGAUCCAGUUGCCUGCGGCAAGUCACGCCACCGUGCCAGCACAGCAUGCUAGGUGGCGCCUCUUCGAGGGUGGGAAAGCCG